Messenger RNA from Belonocnema kinseyi, 2166 nucleotides. RefSeq lists its product as uncharacterized. Bases 1 to 2166 code for a protein of 721 amino acids. The record is from RefSeq and is a predicted model, not a curated record. The transcript has 5 exons. Lineage: Eukaryota; Metazoa; Arthropoda; Insecta; Hymenoptera; Cynipidae.
AUGAUCUUCGACGAGUGUUUAAAACUUAUCUCUAGUAUCGAGAAAGCACUAAUCCUGCUUUUAUCAUCGUCAAGAAGUGUGCAACUCGCUAAGAAAGCAAGCGGACUUCAGAAGAAACGCAAGAACAUUAACGAUCGAGUGAAGUGGAUUGACGUCGACAAAGCAUUCGAUAGCCGAGUAAAAACAUCCAUUGUCGUCAACCUGGUUCACAAGGAUGUUCUUACCUUCUUAGAUGACGCCAAGCAUUCUUUGUUCUACAUGUGGGCCGAACCUUGCUAUAGACCGAACCUUGUGUCCAGUUACCAGCAGUACAAGGAUGAAUUAAACUUUUCUGGAAUAAAAUUGCCAGUUAGAUUAAAGGAUGUUGCAAAUUUUGAAAAGAAAAACAAUAUCUCAGUCAACGUGCACGGUUUAAUAAAGAAGGGACAGAGGUUUUCGUUAGUUCGUCUCCAUCUUACUUCAGAGGUGAAGGAUACUCAUGUGCAUCUCCUCCGAGUUGAAAAGGAAUACGUGAACGAAGACAGCAGCGAUGAAGAAGGUAACAAUGGACCGGAAAGCAGAACCCAAUCUUACAACGUCCACUAUUUGAGGAUAAAAGAUCUUUCGCGGCUUGUUAGCCGUCAACUAUCCUACAAUGAUUCACUAACAUUCUACAAGUCCUGUCCUGACGGUGUGGAACCAGCAAAGUGGUUUUCUCUAGAGUUGCUGCUAAUUGCAAAUAGCUGUGAGAUAAUACUGGCAUCUCCAGUUCUAAUGCAGAAACUAACAUCGGAGCAAAAGGAAGCUUUCGUUGAAGCCACUAUUUGCCACAUUUGUCAGAAGGCUCUACAUCUACCCAUGAAGAAGGUCAGCGAUCACUGUCACCUCACUGAAAAAUAUCUUGGUCCCGCGUAUCAACACUGUAAUCUAGCUUAUCAAGACUCCAACACCAUACCAUUGGUAAAAGUUUUGGCAUUAAAUAAAGAAAAAUAUAUCUCUUUAACAAAAUAUGUACAGGGUACACAGAUAAAAUUCCGAUUCAUUGACUCAUUCAGAUUCAUGGCAUCGUCCUUAGAAAAGUUAGCAUCGUAUCUCACUGAAUAUAAAAUUAUAAGUGAAAUUUUUUCUGGAAUUGAGAGUGAAAAAGUUGAACGUCUAACGAGGAAAGGUGUUUUCCCCUAUGAAUACCUAGAUUCGAGGGCGAGACUAAGAGAAAAUCAACUUUCACCAAAAGAAAAGUUUUAUAGUACCCUUAAUGACACAUCAAUAUCUGACGAGGAUUAUAAACAUGCAAAAAAGGUAUGGUGUGCAUUAAGUGUUAAGACUAUUGGCGAAUACGUGAGACUAUACAUGAAAACUGAUGUGUUUGAAAACUUCAGAGAACAGUGUCUCGUGUUCUACGGUCUUGAUCCAGCAAAUUACUAUACGGCACCUGGCUACACAUGGGACACCAUACUGAAAUAUACAGGGGUAAGAUUGGAACUCCUCCCUGACGUUGAUAUGCUAUUAAUUGUUGAGAAUAGUAAGAAGGGUGGAGUGAGCCAAUGCGCCAACCGAUACGCCAUUGCUAUCAACAAAUACACAAUAGUUUUCAAUGAAAGUAGGGAGGUCAUCAAUAUUGUAUAUUUUGAUGCAAACGACCUUUAUGGUUGGGCAAUGGGACAUCCCCUUCCUUAUGGUAGUUUCGAGUGGGUAACAAAUUUGGAAAAUUUUGAUUUUAAUGUUCCAGAUGAUUCACCCAUUGGUUACAUUCUAGAAGUUGAUUUGUGCUACCCACCGGAGCUUCAUAAGGAGCAUAGUGAUUUACCGUUCUGUCCAGAACCCUCAGAACCGCCAGGUUUCAGCCAGGAGAAGCUUCUAACUACUCUCCUACUGAAACAGAAGUAUGUUAUUUAUUACCGAGCUCUCAAACAUGCUGUUGCGAAUAGUCUUGUAUUAAUCAAAAUCCACAGAGUACUUAAAUUUAAUCAGUCGACAUGGCUAAAAAGUUACAUAGAUUUCAAGACGGAAAAGAGAGCACUAGCUCAAAUUUACAAAAUGUACAAAUUGAUGAAUAAUGCAGUGUAUGGUAAGACAAUGGAAAACGUACGAAAGCAUGUGAACCUCAAAGUUAGCUCAACGUUGAUCCAAUAUUCACUCGUCGUUGAUACAACAGAGUUGAUUCAACAUUGCAAUGAGUUGAUUUAA